GUUGUGUUCAGUCGGGCUCUUCAUCUUGUGCGUUUCCUGAACUCAGAUGUGGAUCAUAAGAGAAAUAAUAAUGCUAAUAAUGAUGAUGAUGUCUCACUCAUCAUGCUUUCUUCUACACGGAUGACACUCAGAAAAUCAUCAACAUCACAGACUGACUGGAGGAUCUUCAUCCAGGGUAAUGGAAAACCUCGAGUCGGCUGGAUAUUAUCAUUAUUAUAGAAGAUCCAUCUGCAUCACGCACCAACAACACUGAGGUGUUCGUGAUGUCUGGUAACUGGUCUCAGUAUAACGCGUCUCUGCUGCCCGGCUGGACGGCGCCCAGGUUCACCCCUGCUGCUCAGGCCCGUGUGGCGGCGACGGCGCUGCUCUUCGUGUUCGCGGCGGUCAGCAACCUGGCGCUGCUGGUGAGUGUGUGUCGCAGCCGGCGUCUGGCCUCGCACCUGCGGCCGCUGAUCCUCAGCCUGGCGGCGGCGGACCUGCUGAUGACCUUGGUGGUGAUGCCGCUGGACAUGGUGUGGAACGUGACGGUGCAGUGGUACGCCGGGGAUGCUGUGUGUAAGCUGCUGUGCUUCCUGAAGCUGUUCGCCAUGCAGACCUCAGCGUUCAUCCUGGUGGGCAUCAGUCUGGACCGACACCAGGCCAUCCUGCGCCCACUGGACACGCUGACCGCACCACAGAGGAACAGGAGGAGGAUGCUGACCGCCUGGAGCCUCAGUGCACUGAUCGCAUCACCACAGCUGUUUAUCUUCCGUACGGUGAAAGCGAAGAGUGUGGACUUCACGCAGUGUGUGACGCACGGCAGUUUCCGCGAGCGCUGGCACGAGACAGCGUACAACAUGUUCCACUUCGUGACACUGUACGUGAUCCCCCUGCUGGUCAUGAGCUGCUGCUACACCUGCAUCCUCAUCGAGAUUAACAGACAACUACACAACAGCAACAAAGAAGGCGAUUCUCUGAGGCGCAGUGGCACAGACAUGAUCCCGAAGGCCAGGAUGAAGACGCUGAAGAUGACCCUGAUCAUCGUGCUGUCCUUCGUGGUGUGCUGGACGCCGUAUUACCUGCUGGGCAUCUGGUACUGGUUCCAGCCAGAGAUGCUGACGGUGACGCCUGAGUACGUCCACCACCUGCUGUUUGUGUUUGGGAACCUGAACACCUGCUGUGACCCUGUCAUCUACGGCCUGUACACGCCCUCUUUCCGCUCCGACCUGACCCGCUUCUGCUGCUGCCGGCACCACAAAAACACCCCACGGCCUCAGCAGCCCACCAGACACACAUAACAAUGGCAGAAACACUGCAGAAACACUAGAGGGACACUGGAGGAACA
Messenger RNA from Danio aesculapii, 1324 nucleotides. It is a transcript of the gene gnrhr3, whose product is annotated as gonadotropin releasing hormone receptor 3. The record is from RefSeq and is a predicted model, not a curated record. The coding region runs from base 264 to 1277 and encodes 337 amino acids. Gene Ontology annotation, cellular component: membrane. Gene Ontology annotation, molecular function: peptide binding; gonadotropin-releasing hormone receptor activity. Gene Ontology annotation, biological process: G protein-coupled receptor signaling pathway. NCBI's taxonomy places the organism in Eukaryota, Metazoa, Chordata, Actinopteri, Cypriniformes, Danionidae. The transcript is spliced from 4 exons.